AUGCGGACGCGGGCUGUGCUGGGCGCGGUGCUGGCCGUCACCUGCGCCGGAGCCGUCUUCUCGUUCCUGCUGAGACCCGGGGGCCUCCUUUGGGGAGAGGCCGAGGAGUCUCGGGUCAGGGGCAUCGUGGAGGCAAGCAGACUCCUGGUGGACAAGUCCAUCUACGUUGCGAUGAGAAGAAACCUCCGCAAAAGGGAAGUUGUUUCCCCAUCGCAACUUCUGUCCUUCUCCAAACUCCCUGGGCCCACGAGCCGCCCUGCGUCCCGGGCGGCGGAGGUCAUGGAGGCCUCAGUGCAGGAGGCAGUGAGACGGGGCCACCUGAGGUCUGGACAGCCCCAGCUGCCCACAGAUGCUCUCUCAGAGGGGCUGCUGAGCGCGAUCGCGAACCUGUCUGGAUGCCUGCCUCACAUGCUGCUGCCCAGAUGUCCGGACACCUGCCUGGCCAACAAGUACAGGCUCAUCACGGGCGCCUGCAACAACAGAGACCACCCCCGCUGGGGAGCCUCCAACACAGCGCUGGCCAGAUGGCUGCCCCCCGCCUACGAGGACGGCAUCAGUGAGCCCCGAGGCUGGAACCCCCACUUCCUGCACAACGGCUUUCCCCUGCCCCCGGUCCGGGAGGUGACCCGACGCAUCCUACACGCCUCCAAUGAGGCUGUGACGGACGACGACCAGUACUCCGACCUCCUGACGGCGUGGGGCCAGUACAUCGACCACGACAUCGCCUUCACGCCGCAGAGCACGGGCCCCUCUGCCCCCGGGGCGGGGGCUGACUGCCAGCUGACCUGCAAGCCCCGAAGCCCAUGCUUUCCCAUACAGCUCCCGGCGAACGCUGCGGGCCCCGUCUGUCUGCCCUUUUACCGCUCCACGGCCGCCUGCGGCACCGGGACCCAAGGCGCCUUGUUCGGCAACCUGUCUUCCGCCAACCCACGCCAGCAGAUGAACGGGCUGACCUCGUUCCUGGACGCGUCCACCGUGUACGGCAGCUCCGCGGCCUCGGAGCGGCGGCUGCGGAACUGGACCAGCGCCGAGGGGCUGCUGCGGGUCAACGCGCGCUACCGGGACGCGGGACGCGCCUUCCUGCCCUUCGCGCCGCCAUCCGAGCCCCGCGCUUGCGCGCCCCAGCCCGGCGCCCCCGGAACCCGCGCACCUUGCUUCCUGGCCGGCGACGGCCGCGCCAGCGAGGUCCCCGCCCUGGCAGCCCUGCACACGCUGUGGCUGCGGGAGCACAACCGCCUGGCCGCGGCGCUCAAGGCCCUCAACGCGCACUGGAGCGCGGACACCGCCUACCAGGAGGCGCGCAAGGUGGUGGGCGCGCUGCACCAGAUCAUCACGCUGCGUGAUUACAUCCCCAGAAUCCUGGGCCCCGAGGCCUUUGGGCUGCAUGUGGGCCCCUACAGGGGCUAUGACCCCAGCGUGGACCCCACCGUCUCCAACGUGUUCUCCACGGCCGCCUUCCGCUUCGGCCAUGCCACCAUCCACCCGCUGGUGCGGCGGCUGGACGCCAGCUUCCAGGAGAGCCCAGGGCCCCGCCUGCUGCUGAGGGACGCCUUCUUCCGGCCCUGGCGGCUCCUCGAGGAAGGCGGCGUGGACCCCGUCAUGCGGGGCCUGCUGGCAAGACCGGCCAAGCUGCAGGUGCAGGACCAGCUGCUGAACGAGGAGCUGACAGAGAGGCUGUUCGUGCUCUCAGAUGCAGGGACGCUGGACCUGGCGUCCAUCAACCUGCAGCGGGGCCGGGACCACGGCCUGCCAGGGUACAACGAGUGGCGGCAGUUCUGCGGCUUGUCCAGGCUGGAGACCCGGGCUGACCUGGGCGCGGCCACUGCCAACGGGAGCGUGGCAGACAGAAUCCUGGACCUGUACGGGCACCUCGAUAACAUGGACGUGUGGCUGGGAGGCCUGGCAGAGAGCUUCCUUCCGGGGGCGCGGACCGGUCCGCUGUUCGCCUGCCUCGUGGGAAAGCAGAUGAAGGCCCUGAGGGAUGGUGACCGGUUCUGGUGGGAGCACCGCGCGGUGUUCACCGAGGCCCAGCGGCGUGAGCUGAGCCAGCACUCGCUGUCCCGCGUCAUCUGCGACAACACCGGCCUCACCCGCGUGCCCCGCGACGCCUUCCAGGUGGCGCAGUGGCCCCGGGACUUCGAGUCAUGUGACCGCAUCCCGGGCAUGGACCUGCGCGCCUGGCGGGAGGCCCCCCCUCCAGACGACGCCUGCGGCUUCCCGGACACAGUGGAGAACGGGGGCUUCCUGCUCUGCGACGAGUCUGGGCAACGAGUGCUGGUGUUUUCCUGUCGUCACGGAUUCCAGCUCCACGGGCCGGAGCAGAUCACCUGCACGCAGCGCGGCUGGGACUCCCAGCCCCCGGUCUGUCGAGACGUCAACGAGUGUGAGGACGAAGUGGACCCCCCCUGCCACGCGUCCGCGCGCUGCAAGAACACCAAGGGUGGCUUCCAGUGUGAGUGCAGCGACCCCCACGUGCCCGGCGAGGACGGCAGGACCUGUGUGGACUCCGGGAGGCUCCCGAGGGCGUCUGUGGUCUCCCUGGUGCUGGGCGCCGUGCUCAUCUGCGGCCUGGCUGGCCUCACCUGGACGGUGGUUUGCAGGUGGACGCUCGCUGACCCCAAGUCCUCGCUGCCACCCGUGGAGGGAGAGGGAGAAGGACCCCGAGACGUGAGCACUCCACCGCCGGACGCUUCCGUGGGGCUUGCAGAGCAGGGCCCGGCCUGUGGAUCCCAAGUCCUUCUCUGCAAGUAGGAGCCCCCGUGUGGGGCGUGUGCGCUGCUCUCCGGCCGGAGUCAGACAGCGCUCACAUCCGCCUGGACACCUGGGGCACGGCGAGCGGACCCUCGCACGCUGCCCACUGCCUGAUCAGGACACGCUGACCGGGCCCCGGGUGAAUAAA
This is a messenger RNA of Dama dama (fallow deer), 2899 nucleotides long. It is a transcript of the gene TPO, whose product is annotated as thyroid peroxidase. NCBI's taxonomy places the organism in Eukaryota, Metazoa, Chordata, Mammalia, Artiodactyla, Cervidae. The transcript has 16 exons. Gene Ontology annotation, cellular component: membrane. Bases 1 to 2751 code for a protein of 916 amino acids. Gene Ontology annotation, biological process: response to oxidative stress; thyroid hormone generation. The record is from RefSeq and is a predicted model, not a curated record. Gene Ontology annotation, molecular function: calcium ion binding; heme binding; iodide peroxidase activity.